AUGUCCUCUCCUGUAUCUACCCUGCAGCCGGAGACUCCUACUGGCAACGGUGUAAGCUUGCCUACACACCCUCAGCCUAAGCUCUCCACGAGUCAGGAUGGAAGCUCCGGCGCCGGCACCCCCAUCGGUUUCCAGCGCUACCCUCACAACAAGCACUUGGAUCAUGCCGUUGGACAAGCUCUGCGCCAACCUUCCCCGCAGCCCACACACUUGGGCAUCCCCGGUACCCCGCACCGUGUGCUCUCCGAAGAGGACCCGGGCUACAUCGCGGCUACCUUCGAGGGCAAGCAGAAACAGAUGGAACAAGUCAUGGAUCAAUUGGAAGAGAAGGGGUUCUUCCCCAGUGACUUUGUCAUCUCCGAGACCACUUGGUUCUAUAACAUGCUUGGCAUCGACGACACCUACUUCCAGACCGAGUCGGUGGAUGCCAUCGUGACUCAGAUUCUCUCCCUAUAUGCCGCUAAGGUCGCUGCCUAUGCCCGCGAUGAUAAGCAGCUCGAGAUCCGCUUGGACAAGGAGGCUGAGGACCAUGCUGUGUACAUUGAUACCAGCCGGCCCGGUAUGUCUUCUAUGGAUGGUCCUCGCUACGAGCAGCGCAUCGACGAGAAGUACGUCAACCACUCCAAGGGUGCCAACAGCUACCGUGUGGAGACUUUCCGCUCGCCCACCACUCUGCCGGGUGACAAUGGCCAGCAGCUGCGCUGCUACUUCGUGUACAAGUGCCAGUUCGUCAACCCCAACCCUUCACCCAAUGAGACCAACAUCGAUAUCAUUGGUGAGAAGCGCUUCUUGCAGAAGGCCACCCCCAACACCAAGGCCAUCUACCAAGAAAUUAUCACUACUGCUGUGGGUCGCUCCGGUCCCGUCAUCGAGAUGUUUGAGAUCGAGGGCAGCCGUGAAAAGCGUCUGGUGAUUGCCUACCGCCAGGGAUCCGCCAUGGGUCUGUUCAGCGCUCUGUCGGAUUUGUACCACUACUACCGUUUGACCAGCUCGCGCAAGUACCUGGAGAACUUCUCCAACGGAAUCACUGUGAUUUCGCUCUAUCUGCGUCCCUCGGACAAUUCCGCGAUUUCAGCCAAGCACCCUCCCAUUGAGGCCGCUAUCCACCAGAUCAUGAAGGAGGUCUCCCUUCUUUACUGUAUCCCCCAGAACCGCUUCCAGGGUCACUUUGCCAGUGGCCGUCUGAGCUUGCAAGAAACCAUCUACGCUCACUGCGCGUGGGUGUUUGUACAGCAGUUCCUUAACCGUUUGGGCUCAGAAUACACUUCGUUGUCUGCUCUGUUGGAUAGCAACAACAGCGUUCACGCAGAGCUGCUUUCCAAGAUCAAGAAGCGUCUGCGUACUGAGACUUUCACUGCCGAUUACAUCUUCGAGAUCAUCAACAAAUACCCCGAGCUGAUCCACAAGCUCUACCUUGACUUCGCCAACACCCACUACGUUCAGACCCAGGACUCUGGCGAUGACUUCCUCCCCACCCUCAGCUACCUGCGUCUCCAGGUCGAUGAGGUCCUCGACGGUGCCAAGCUGAAGCAGCUGAUUCGUAGCACCGCCGUCAACGAGCACGACGAGAUGGUCAUGACCUCCUUCCGCGUGUUCAACUCCUCCAUCCUCAAGACCAACUUUUUCACACCCACCAAGGUGGCUCUCAGCUUCCGCUUGAAGCCGGACUUCUUGCCAGAGCACGAGUAUCCCCAGCCCCUGUACGGCAUGUUCUUGGUCAUCAGCUCCGAGUUCCGCGGUUUCCACCUGCGUUUCCGUGACAUCGCUCGUGGUGGUAUCCGUAUUGUCAAGAGCCGGAACGGCGAAGCGUACAACAUCAACGCUCGCUCAUUGUUCGAUGAGAACUACAAUUUGGCCAACACCCAACAGCGCAAGAACAAGGAUAUCCCCGAAGGCGGUGCUAAGGGUGUCAUUCUCUUGGAUGCCGAUCACCAGGACAAGGCGCGGGUCGCCUUCGAGAAGUACAUCGACAGUAUCCUUGAUUUGCUUCUGCCUCCCGUCAGCCCCGGUAUCAAGGACCCUAUCGUUGAUUUGCACGGCAAGGACGAGAUUCUGUUCAUGGGUCCCGAUGAGAACACCGCUGAGCUCGUCAACUGGGCCACCGAGCACGCUCGCAUCCGUGGCGCUCCCUGGUGGAAGUCGUUCUUCACUGGCAAGAGCCCCAAGCUGGGUGGUAUUCCCCACGACGCUUACGGCAUGACCACCCUCUCGGUUCGCCAGUACGUGCUGGGAAUCCAGCGCAAGCUGGGCAUCGACCCCUCCACACAGCUCAAGCUGCAGACCGGUGGUCCCGACGGUGAUCUCGGAUCCAACGAGAUUAUGCUCGCCAACGAGAAGUACGGAGCUAUUGUCGAUGGAUCCGGUGUGAUCUAUGAUCCUACCGGUCUCAACCACGAAGAGCUUAUCCGCCUGGCCAAGAAGCGCGCUAUGAUCUCAGAGUUCGAUAUGACCAAGCUGUCGCCCGAGGGCUACCGCGUUCUUGUCGAUGAGACGAACAUCAAGCUUCCCAGCGGCGAGGUUGUCCACAACGGCAUGGUCUUCCGUAACACCUACCACCUGCGCUCACAGGAGAAGUUCGAUGUGUUCGUCCCUUGCGGUGGUCGUCCCGAGUCCAUCGACCUGGCCUCCGUCGGAAAGCUCAUCAAGGACAACAAGUCCAUCAUCCCCUUCAUUGUCGAAGGCGCCAACCUGUUCAUCACCCAGGACGCCAAGCUGCGCCUCGAGAAGGCUGGCUGCAUUCUGUACAAGGAUGCCUCCGCCAACAAGGGUGGUGUGACUUCUUCUUCCCUGGAGGUCCUCGCCUCGUUGUCCUUCAACGAUGAGGAGUUCGUCGAGCACAUGUGCAUCCGUGAGGACGGCACUGUCCCCGAAUUCUACCAGGCCUAUGUCAAGGAAGUCCAGCAAGUCAUUCAGUCGAAUGCCGCCCUCGAGUUCGAGGCCAUCUGGCGCGAACACCAGCAGACCGGUGUGCUGCGCAGUGUGCUCAGUGAUCGUCUCAGCUUGGCCAUCACCAAGCUUGACGAGGAGCUCCAGACCACCGAGCUUUGGGACAAUGUUGCACUCCGUCGCUCUGUUCUUGGUGACGCUCUGCCCCGUCGUCUGUUGGACAAGAUCGGUCUGGAGACCAUCUUGGGACGUGUCCCCGAGAACUACCUCCGUGCCAUCUUCGGCAGCUACUUGGCCAGUCGUUUCGUGUACGAGUACGGCAACCAGCCCAGCCAGUUCUCCUUCUUCGACUUCAUGACCAAGCGCCUCGCUAUGAUCCAGUCCUAA
This is a messenger RNA of Penicillium paradoxum, 3273 nucleotides long. RefSeq names its product glutamate dehydrogenase (NAD(+)). Gene Ontology annotation, molecular function: L-glutamate dehydrogenase (NAD+) activity. The coding region runs from base 1 to 3273 and encodes 1090 amino acids. Gene Ontology annotation, cellular component: mitochondrion. The transcript is spliced from 3 exons. The record is from RefSeq and is a predicted model, not a curated record. NCBI's taxonomy places the organism in Eukaryota, Fungi, Ascomycota, Eurotiomycetes, Eurotiales, Aspergillaceae.